AGGAAACGUAAAAGAAAACCGCGAGUGAAAAGUGCUGAUUACGUUGUAAAGAUGAAGAAGAAUCGACGAGACAGAGCCAAUGAUAGAGAAAGAAAUAGGAUGCACAGUUUAAAUGAUGCUCUGGAAACUUUGAGAGAAAUCCUUCCCAAUGGCGCCGAUGGUAAAAUGACAAAAAUCGAGACACUUCGUACAGCCUAUAAUUAUAUCUGGGCUUUGAGUCAAACUGUGAAAAUGUUGGAU
Molecule: messenger RNA, 240 nt
Organism: Lottia gigantea (owl limpet)
Lineage: Eukaryota; Metazoa; Mollusca; Gastropoda; Lottiidae
Exons: 1
Molecular function (GO): protein dimerization activity
Source: RefSeq, a predicted model, not a curated record